Messenger RNA from Clonostachys solani, 921 nucleotides. The record is from the annotation of a GenBank genome assembly. Lineage: Eukaryota; Fungi; Ascomycota; Sordariomycetes; Hypocreales; Bionectriaceae.
AUGAUGUCGACCAAGAUUCGCGCCGCCAACAUGGCUGGAGCAGGAGCAUCCACGGUUCCAGAUCAUCCGGCCGCAGCCAAAUCUGUGCCUCGAACUAUGCCCAUGUUCUCCAAUGUCAACUUGCCUUCCAACAGCGGUCAGUAUGCUGGAAACCACCACAUGGCGAUGCCGAGCCAUUUGGUUCAGCCAGCCGUUCUUCCUGGCAUGAUCAAAUGGCAGCAGACUCAUGGUGUCUCUGGGCCCAUGGUGUCAUACAUGGCACCUCCCAAUCCCCUCCAGAUGCCAAAUUUCAAAGGACUCCCUGUCCAGAAUGGCAAGAAGCCAGUCAAGAAGGUUGAAGGAAAAGGCUCUCAUCCUUCCUCCUCACCCAUCACGCCACCAACUCCCACACCCAUUGGAAAGAAGGCUCGUCAAGCCAUCCAAAUGAAGCCUGCCGGAGUGAACAAGACUGACCGAUACGAUAAACGCAAGCCAGCAAGUUCGAAGAACUUUCCUACUACCCCAAAGGCCAUAGCUGCCUUAGCCGCAGCUGCCACACCGCCGCAAACCCCCAACAGUCCAACUGUUUGGAAGCGCCCAACAAAGGGUCCCAGCACGCCUUCGGCUGCGAUGCUCCUGGCAGUCGCGGGCUGCGAGGAUUGGCAGCUUGACAUGGCUCGCGAUCUAGGUCUUCAAGACAUCGCCGGCCCAUUCGAAAUCGGCGACGCUAUCUACGUAAUCCUUUCCAAGAGUCGCGAGGCAACCAGAAUCGCCAACCGACGAUGCGACCGAAACGGCCGGUUCGCCUGGUUCCGUCACUCUGACAACGUCCGGCUCGAGGAGAAGCCCCAGCAGCAGAGUGGUCAGCCCGUAAGCAACGCUGACGGCUCUUUUCGCGGAUUCAAAGCUUCGGAGACCACACUCGUCACCCCGCGCGCCUAG